GGGCAGCAGUGAUAGAAUAGUAAAGACUGGAACGGCUUCUUUCUGGCAUUUCAUAUUCCUGGCGUUCGUAGCUAUGGUGUCAGGGCAGGUGAUCCUCUCUGUCUACAUCGUCACCUUCUUGAUUGGCCUGCCAGCAAAUGCACUAGCCUUCUAUGCCUUCGUCAAGAAGCUUCGAGAGAAACCCACCCCUACUGACAUCCUCCUGCUGAACCUGACCAUCUCUGAUCUCCUGUUCCUGUUCUUUUUGCCCCUGAAGAUGUAUGAGGCGGCAUCAGAUAUGCACUGGUUUCUCCCAGGCUACCUGUGCCCCAUCACCACCUUCUUCUUCUUCUCCACCAUCUACACCAGCUCUGUCCUGCUGAUGGCCGUGAGUGUUGACCGCUAUCUGUGCGUGGCGUAUCCCGUCCAGUACAAGAUCCACCGCAAGGCUCUCUAUGGUAUCAUCUGCAGUGGCAUCAUCUGGAUCACCACGUCCACCCAUCUCUGCUUCAUCUACAUCGUGGACCACCUCACCAGGGGGGAAAGCCACAUCCAGGACUGCUACAACAAUUUCACCCAAUCUCAGCUGGAUGUGGUGCUGCCCAUGCGGCUGGAACUGUGCCUGGUCCUGUACGUCCUUCCGCUCUUCGUCUGCAUCUUCUGUUACACAAGGUUCAUCCUCAUCCUACAGAGAACCUCCAGUCUUAACGAGGGGAAGCGGCGGAGGGCGGUGGGCAUGGCCGUGGGCACGCUGCUGGUCUUUGUGCUGUGCUUCCUGCCCUACAACAUCACGCACAUUCAGGGAUUCAUCAUCCAGGAAGACGUGUCCUGGAGAUCUGAGGCCUUGCUCCUUGCCACAGUCAACACAAUCUUUGACCCCAUCACUUUUUAUUUCUCCUCAGCCUCUUUCCAAGGAAAUCUGAAGGGGCUUCUGAUCCACAAGCCUAAGACCAGUUACCCCGGGAUUGGGAUAACUAACGUCAGCACUAUUCAGAAUACAGUGAGGCAAGGUGAGCACACUGGAAACGCGCAGAACCAUCACGCAGGUGCAUCGCAAUGGCAACAGACAGGGGACUGGCCUCGUCAGGCCAUUUGA
Molecule: messenger RNA, 1075 nt
Organism: Pygocentrus nattereri (red-bellied piranha)
Lineage: Eukaryota; Metazoa; Chordata; Actinopteri; Characiformes; Serrasalmidae
Product: free fatty acid receptor 2-like
Exons: 2
Coding region: 74-1075 (333 amino acids)
Biological process (GO): G protein-coupled receptor signaling pathway; cellular response to fatty acid
Cellular component (GO): plasma membrane
Molecular function (GO): G protein-coupled receptor activity
Source: RefSeq, a predicted model, not a curated record